CUCCAUGCAGGAGAGAGAGCACUCACUCGGAAGAGAAUGACAAAUAAGGACACUAACCGGACAUGUCUUUUUAGAGACUCUAAAGUAAUACAUUUUCUUUAAAAUAAAUUUAAGUUAGACAAAUAGACGAUAUUAUGUUCUGAAACUUUUUUCUUUUAUAAACCGCCAGCUUAUCAGUGCUAAUGGGGGUGAAAACUGUCUUGCUUUCAAUUAUAGUUGCUCAAAUGUUCACUGCCAUCUUUAACGAGAGCUCUAUAAGCAGUUUUUUACAGACUGAAGAGCCAAUAGAAGGCAUUUAUUCCCCAAACAUGAACUCUUCCUCAGAUCCUGAUGAUCCCGAAUCAGGUACAGUUCACAAAGGAAUGCGCAGUUUCAGUGCCUAUGCUACAGAGCCAGAAGUUUACAAUGAACAACAGAUGAUUUCCAAAUCAUUUAAUAGGAUGAAUCAAGAGCCACAGAUUAGAAGUGCAGGUCUUGAAAUCUCAAAUGUGUCUCACUCUGAUGACUAUCAUGUUACACAUAAAUGUAACAACACUGAAAUUGGUUCAAUGAAAUGCAACCAGACUACAGCAGUCUCAGUGAUUUUUGCCAUCUCGAAUGAGACCGGGCUCUUCCUCAAAGGUCUGCUGGUCACACGUGUCAUGCCCUCUUUCUGCAUCUUCCUCUUCCUCAUUAGUAUGCCCCUAAACACAUUGGCCUUGGUGACAUUCACCUGUAGGAUUCAAGCAAAGAAACCAGCUGUGAUCUUCAUGUCUCACCUGGCAUGUGUUGACCUGCUCUUCACCUUGCUGCUGCCUCUGAAGAUCCACUACCACCUGAAUGGUUCAGAUUGGGUGUUUGGUGAGGUGGCAUGUCGUGUACUCAGCGCGGCUUACUACUGCUACAUGUACUGCUCUAUACUGCUGAUGAUGUGCAUGAGUGUGGACAGACUGUUGGCUGUGGUGUUUCCUGUCGCUUCUCUAUCCUGGCGGAACACAAGGAAAGCAACCAGCGUAUGUGUAGUGAUCUGGCUGUUGGCAAUCGCUGGCACAGUGCCACUUCUCUCCAUAACGCAAACAUUGAAGAUCAAGUAUGUUGGCAUCACCUGUCAUGACGUUCUGUACUACACACAGCAGAAUGUGUACCUGUACCUGUUCUCCAUCCUCUCCUGCCUCUACUUCAUCUUGCCACUUGUCAUCACCUUGGUGAGCUACUCUGCCAUCAUAUAUGUGCUCAGUGCCCAGUCUACCCAAUUAGCAACAACAUCCUCAAACAAACGAAGGAGAGCUGUGAUUAUGACUAUCGCAGUGGUGACAGAGUUUGUGGCAUGCUUUGCACCAACCAAUGGCAUCCUGUUGUACCACUGCAUUCAUCUGGCCACUGGAGGUCACAGUGGGGUGGCAGAUUCAUCCUAUGCAGCUUACAUGUUGGCUUUGUGUGCGGGGAGUUCGAGUGUUUUCCUGGACCCUCUGCUGUACUACUACGGCUCGUCUCAGUGCAGAAAGCAAAUCAACUCUGUGUUUUUGUGGAGAAAGACAAAAAGAACAACCACAUUAUCUCUCAGUCACAGUGGCAGGCCAUGCAUUAAAAGUCUUGGCCCACAGUGUGAUUCAUGCCAUUAAGAAAACACAGUUUCACAAUGAAUAAGACACCCUAUACCUUUGGGCAUCAUACAUUAUGUCGCAGCUAACUAAUAAUACCAACUUUAUAACAACAUUUUAAAAACACAUCCACGCAUGAAAGCCAGAACUUGAAAUGAUACUUAAUGCUCAAGCAAGCCUAAUUUUAACUGCAGCAUGACUGUUCUGUGAAAUGAACGUCUCCCGAACAGAUAUUCAAAAAUCAUAAUUUUUCAUGUGAAUCUACCAAGGAGGUCUAUAAUACUUGGAAAAAUCAAUCUAAUAAUAUUUGCGAUUUAAAUGUUGCCUGCAAUAAAUUUCGUUUCAUCAGGGUGCACGGUUAUGCUGCGCUCCAUGCAAGUUGGAUGUGGGAAAUUCCUACUUGAUAUCUCCGAACAUAAAUGUAUUCCAUUCCCCGAUAUUCGGAACUGCAAUGCUCCCAUUAGCUUAACAGGGGUUUGACCCUCAUUGGAGAUGUCUCCUAGCAACCCAACUGAUAAACAAUGCUGCAGCGCUAGCAUUUGUGCUUCUGGUGUACGAUUAUCAAAAGAGAUUAUAAUGUAUUAUACACCUGUUUCUGCAGGCAUUUGUUAAAUGAGCUUUAAUAUCAUGUAAUGUGGAAACGAACUCAUUUAUCGAUAUUACUUAAUAAAGUGAAUGUUUAUCACUUACUUUGUAUAUUUUCCUGAGUGUCGACAUGUUUGUGUGACAUCAUGCCCCUGCAUCUCGGCGAAAUCGGAGUUGAGAAUUUCUGCACGAGCCUACAAGUUGUAAUUCUAACUUCAAGAUGGAUUCCAUUGCACUUUUCCUAGUAGCAAGUUGUCAAAUCCGACUUUCUGAGUUGAAUGGAAUGCAGCACUUCUUUUCAAAACUUGAUCUGACACUGAAUGCUCCAGCAGCCUAAUUUACACUUAGAAAACUCCUGAUGUUGCUAUAAUAAUGCAAAAAGCUCUUACCAAUUUGCUUGAAGUGAAAAUCAGUCCUCCUUUCAUGAUUAAUAAAUUAAGCAAUCACAUGGUCAUGCAGAACAUCUCAGAUUUAUAAAUCCAUAAGGAUCUCUUUCUCAAUGGUGAUAGCGGCAGUAAUGACAGUCGACUCAUCAGUAAGAUCUCACGCUCUUCGCUUUCAAGUUACGUCACUUAAAGCGUGAUUGCGUCACUCAAGGCCAGCUAGAAGGCCUCGACUGGGACAUAUCCUAAAUAUCACACCCACCAAGAACAAAUAAAUCAAUCUGAUUGGCUGAUGAAUCUGACAAUCUGACUUUAGUUGCCCAUUCAUUUGCACUGUUGAGGGAUACUGUGGA
Messenger RNA from Myxocyprinus asiaticus (Chinese sucker), 2901 nucleotides. Its product is annotated as proteinase-activated receptor 1-like. Gene Ontology annotation, biological process: phospholipase C-activating G protein-coupled receptor signaling pathway; positive regulation of blood coagulation; blood coagulation. Gene Ontology annotation, cellular component: membrane. Lineage: Eukaryota; Metazoa; Chordata; Actinopteri; Cypriniformes; Catostomidae. The record is from RefSeq and is a predicted model, not a curated record. The transcript has 4 exons. Gene Ontology annotation, molecular function: thrombin-activated receptor activity. The coding region runs from base 183 to 1601 and encodes 472 amino acids.